Molecule: messenger RNA, 666 nt
Organism: Sphaerulina musiva SO2202
Lineage: Eukaryota; Fungi; Ascomycota; Dothideomycetes; Mycosphaerellales; Mycosphaerellaceae
Exons: 3
Coding region: 1-666 (221 amino acids)
Source: RefSeq, a predicted model, not a curated record
AUGCGUCUGGUGGCACUGUGCCUGAGCUGGAUCAUCGCAGUCACUGCGUUCGAGCUUCUGGGCGAGGCGCCCCGAACAGAUCGGCUGUCAUUCGUCAAGCCAAGCAAGAAUGAUGCGACACACUUCGGGGUCGGGUCCAAAGUGGACGUAGUGUGGAUUACACCUUAUUCAAAUACCAAUUUGGAGAUAUGGCAAGGACCUCGAGCGGAUGGCUCAUUCGCCAUGGAGUCGCUAUUGAAAAAUGCGAGCAACUCUACAACCACCUUUACUUGGAAAGCGAAACCACUCGACAAUCUUCACUUUGCAGAAGCUUUCCAUUUCCGGCUGCAAAAAAGCGAUGGCGACGUCUUUUGUGACGGCUGCAUUGCGAGCAGUGUUGAGAUUCGUGUUUCGAACAUUGUCAACACGGAGACUUCGGUCGUGGCAGAUGGCAAGUCUGGCAACGAUGGGCUCGGUUCUCAGGACAAACUCAUGAUUGGAUUGUCAAUUGGCAUUGCUUCGGCGGUGAUAGCUGGAUUCAUCACGCUAAUGUGCUGCACACAGAAGCGAAAGUCAUCUAACCAGCGAGGACAAAAGAGACCUCCUACUCCACAGUCGAUGCAACACUUUCUCCAGCGCGCGUUUGGAGACAACAAACGAGAGCGGCGCGGAAAGCAGUUACCUUAG